Grosmannia clavigera kw1407 is the source of this 2166-nucleotide messenger RNA. RefSeq names its product annexin. The record is from RefSeq and is a predicted model, not a curated record. The transcript has 2 exons. Lineage: Eukaryota; Fungi; Ascomycota; Sordariomycetes; Ophiostomatales; Ophiostomataceae. Gene Ontology annotation, cellular component: cytoplasm. Gene Ontology annotation, molecular function: calcium ion binding; calcium-dependent phospholipid binding. Bases 1 to 2166 code for a protein of 721 amino acids.
AUGUCUCUACAAGUUGACGACGCCGGCCGGCGCAGCCGCUCUCGGUCCCCCAGCGGUCGCCCCAGCGCGGCUAUCGAGCGCUCUCCAUCUGGCCGUGACCGUGACCGUGAUCGCAGUCGAGAUCCACUUGACCGGGAUGCGCUGAACAUCGCACGUGCUCCGUACCCAGGCGACAACGACGAUGACGGUGAUGGUGGGGGACGCCGCCGCAGGGGCGAUAGAUCGCCGCGACUUCCUUCUGACGAUGCCAGCUAUCGCCAAACAAAGUACGAGUCCGUUGAGAUCAAGCGCAGUGACAGCCGCCGGGAGAAGGAAUACCGUUAUGAGAAAGAAGAGGAGCGGGAUCGCAAGAGCAGCCGGGACUUGGACAAGGAAAAGCAGCGCUUGAUCGGGGAGGACAAGCUUUCGUUUCUGCCUGCGAAAUAUGCUGUGAAAACAGUUCCGACUCCGGCUCAGGCCCCAGCUCUAGCUCCAAUUUCAGGUCGAGAGCGAGACAUGCCCCGGUCAGCUAUAAAGAUGAGAAGCAACAGCAUCGGCGAGAGCGAUGAGGAAGACGAAGUUGACGACGAAGACCUCGCGUACGGGGGCACCGCCAUGCCCGCUGGUUCGACUGGCCAUCAGAUGCCUACGGGAUAUGCACACAACCUGCUGCACCACGAUGACGACGACUUGGACUAUGCCGACAGGCGCCCCAAAUCUGCUGCCCGGGAAGAUCGGCAUUAUCGUCACGACUCGUUUGGCCGCGACCCGCGGGCCAGUGGCUCCAACGUCCUAACUAUCGAUACUGGGCACCGAUCCGGCCGAGAUAGGUCGCCUGCACCAACCAAGGACAUGGCCAGACUCUCGGUGGGCACUCUGUCUCCAGGCGCACUACACCACAGCUCCAAGAUGUCGCUCUCCUCGGCGCCGGGAUCACCGCUUCUCGAGUCCUACCAUGGAACUUACCAGUCCAUGUCGCCCAUGCCGUCACCCAUGUUGUUGGCGUCGCAAGGCCCGCGCACGUCCACCCCGACAAUCAUGGAUAUCAACGGGCCAGAGUCGGAUGAUGAACAAGGUCUUGGCGCCGGUGGAGGUGGUGGCGGAGACAAGAUUCGUCGCCGUGCGCGGUUCUACGAUCCCGAGACGGAUGCCAAGCGCCUGGCCAAAGCUCUGCGUGGCGAUCGGCACCCACCUGAUGUCGAGCCCCUCAUCGAGAUCUUGCCGGGCCUGACAAACGACCAGGUGCUGGAGCUACGGAUCGAGUACAAGCGCAUUGUCAAGACGGGCCCGGAUCGGUUGGGCGUGAAUAUUUCGAAGCAUAUCAAGGCACGGCUCAAGGACGAGGAUCCGGCCCUGAUGAAAGUCUGUUACGCUACGGCACUCGGCAAGUGGGAGAGCGAGGCCUACUGGGCCAAUUUCUGGUACCAUGGUGACAAGACGCGACGAGAGCUGCUUAUUGAGUCUCUCAUGGGCCGCACCAACGCAGAGAUCCACCAGAUCAAGCGCAACUUCAGCGACAAGAAGUACGGAGACAGCCUCACCAAGUGUAUGCGGACAGAGCUGAACGAGGACAAGUUCAAGCGCGCCGUGCUCUUCGUCCUGGAUGAGCAGCGCAUGGAUGACUAUGACCGCGACGGACGGCUGCUGCCGGUGAACAUGGAGCUUGUCCGGGACGACGCCGUCAGUCUCUACCAUGCUGUUCGCUCCGAGCGCGGCGGCGAGACGGCCACGAUCAACGUUGUGGUCCAGCGCAGCGACACUCACCUGCGCGAGGUGCUGCGUCUGUACAGCUCUCAAUAUCAGAGCAACUUUGCACGUGACUGUCUGAAGAAGAGCGGCAAUCUGGUGGGAGAAAUGCUCGCCCACAUACUGAACGGCGUGAUCAACAAACCGGUUCGAGAUGCCUCGCUGGUGCACCACGCCUUGACAGCGUCCAAGCGUGACGGUUUGCGCCGCGAGCUUCUGAUCUCUCGUCUCGUUCGCUACCAUUGGGACAGCCACCACAUGGCCGCCAUCAAGGCCGCAUACCGCAGCCGUUAUGACCGCGACAUGCAGGACGCCAUUCGGGAUGCGACCGGACAGUCGGACUGGGGCCUCUUCUGCCGCGAGCUGUGCAUCACCCGCCAUCCAGACGAAGUCAAAAGUGUGGAACGGGUUGACAUUCACCACAAGGAUCGCCGGGGCUGA